AUGACGGGCGGCAGUACAGAAGUACACCACGACUUUCAAGCUCGACGACCUCACAGCCAUGUGCAGCGACUCGAACGAGCACGCAAAGCAGGUCGACCCGUAGAUGAGCAGCCGCAGGAGAUAUUCUUCGGCGUCGCAGCUACCAAAAGACCAAACGACAAGAUCGAAGUAGGCUUCUGCGCUCACGAUGGUACCUACAGCAUGGACUUUGCAGUGCACUGCAUUGAAGCCAAAGGCGAUGCCGCAAAGACCUUCUCCGACUAUGUAGUUAUGAGGGUUAGGAAUUACCAAGACGAGCACCAUUACAAAUACCUCGGCGCUGGUAUCUCCAAGGCUGCAGCAGAAAUCUCACCAGACUUGCCUGCUAGACUGUGGACCGAACUCGACAUUCCUACCUUGGAGUUUGAGAGAAGUGUUGUGGAGAGCGACCAUGUCAAGACUCCUGACGUGGAUGUUGAUGAGGAGGCUGAUGCCAUGGCUAGAAAGUGUGUUGGCAUGUAUGGCCCUCAGAAGCAACCUCUUCUCCAAGUUGGCUUCUUGAAUGAAGUUUCAGUCGAUGCUGCGGGUCAUGCCUUACUCUGCACACUGGAGCAAUAUCGCAAGACAGUGCGCAAGACCACAUGGGAUGCCACUAUGCACUACGCCGAACGCCUCAAGAAGAAAGGCAUCAGAAUGGCAUUCCUGAACGCAACUCCUCAGGGCGGAGGCGUCGCACUAAUGAGACAUGCCUUGGUCAGACUCGCCCGCCUCCUCGGCAUUGAAAUGAAGUGGUAUGUUCCAAGACCAAAGAACGAAGUCUUCCGUAUCACAAAGACAAAUCACAACAUCCUCCAAGGUGUUGCUGCGCCCAAUGAGCGCCUUACCUCCGAGCAAGCCGAAACAAUCAAGACAUGGAUUUACAGCACUGCCAAGCGCGACUGGCUGCGCAAAAAAGGUCCACUGGCUAAGAUCGAAGAUGGCGGUGCUCAUAUCCUUUUCGUCGAUGAUCCUCAAAUGCCGGAUAUUGUGCCUCUGGCAAAGGAAAUAGAACCCGGUCGUCCUGUGCUCUUCCGCUCUCAUAUUCAGGUGAGAUCUGACUUGGUGGAUGGCGAGCCCAAAAGUGCCACGGCAGAGGUCUUUGAUUGGCUGUAUUCCCGUGUCAAGGAAGCAGAUAUGUUUAUCGCUCACCCCGUCAGCGACUUUGUGCCAAAGGUUGUUGAAUCUAAGAAAGUGGCUUACUUGCCUGCCACUACCGACUGGCUUGAUGGCCUGAACAAGGAGCUCCGCAGAGAAGACUCCAUAUACUAUUUCCGCAACUACAACAUGCACUGCCAGCAGGCCAACCAACCACCCCUCGCCUUCCCCGACCGCGACUACAUCGUCCAAAUUGCACGUUUCGACCCUUCAAAAGGCAUCGACACCGUCAUACGCUCCUACGGUGAAUUACGCAGAAAGUACUUUGCAAACACCGACCCCUCCAAAACACCCCAACUCUGCAUUGCCGGCCACAGCAGUAUCGAUGAUCCCGAUGCCUCUGCCAUCUUCGACAAAACAAUGGACCUCAUCGAAUCUGAAUACUCGGAAUUUGCAGAUGACAUCUCAGUCAUGCGAUUGGGACCUAUCGAUCAAGAACUCAAUGUCUUGAUGAGCAACGCAAAGAUCUGCUUGCAGUUAUCCACCCGUGAAGGCUUCGAAGUCAAAGUCUCUGAAGCUUUGCAUAAAGGCGUUCCGGUAAUAGCCACACGCGCAGGAGGUAUCCCCCUCCAAGUCGAAGACGGCAAAUCCGGCUUUUUGGUGGACACAGGCGAUCAUGAGAAAGUUGCUGAGUACAUGCACAAACUACUCACUGAUCAAGAACUGUACAGCAAGAUGAGCAAGUAUGCAGCUUCCCAUGUCAGUGAUGAGGUCAGCACUGUGGGGAAUAUGCUGAGUUGGCUGUAUCUUGCGGACACCAUGGCUGGAGAGCAAGGAAAGAAGUUAGAGGUUAAUGGACGCUGGGUCAAUGAUCUGGCGAGAGAAGAAGCGGGAGUGCCGUAUCAGGAGGGUGAGCCUAGGUUGCCUAGACAUUACAAGACUCAGCGAUAUACAGAGGCAAUGCAGUAA
Molecule: messenger RNA, 2082 nt
Organism: Aureobasidium melanogenum CBS 110374
Lineage: Eukaryota; Fungi; Ascomycota; Dothideomycetes; Dothideales; Saccotheciaceae
Exons: 3
Coding region: 1-2082 (693 amino acids)
Molecular function (GO): glycosyltransferase activity
Source: RefSeq, a predicted model, not a curated record